UGGUCUCUUGAGGAGCCCGGGAAGGAGGCUCGGCUCGCGUUGCCGGGACCGGGCUGCGGCAAUCGUUAACGGGCCAUGUCGGCUGCCCAGGGCUGGGACCGAAAUCGCCGGCGGGGAGGAGGCGCGGCCGGCGGGGCCGGCGGGGCUAGCGGGGCCGGCGCGGCCGGCGGGGGUCGGGGCACCGGCCAGCUCAACCGAUUCGUGCAGCUCUCCGGACGGCCGCACCUGCCAGGUAAGAAGAAAAUACGAUGGGACCCAGUUAGGAGACGCUUCAUUCAGUCCUGUCCCAUCAUAAGGAUCCCUAACAGGUUCUUGAGAGGCCACAGACCUCCCCCAGCACGCAGUGGACAUCGUUGUGUGGCAGAUAAUACCAAUCUCUAUGUGUUUGGAGGGUAUAACCCAGACUAUGAUGAAUCAGGAGGGCCGGAUAAUGAAGACUAUCCUCUCUUCAGGGAGCUUUGGAGGUAUCAUUUUGCAACAGGCGUGUGGCACCAGAUGGGCACAGAUGGCUACAUGCCCCGGGAAUUGGCAUCUAUGUCACUUGUGCUGCAUGGAAACAAUCUGUUAGUGUUUGGCGGUACAGGCAUCCCAUUUGGGGAGAGCAACGGCAAUGACGUCCACGUCUGUAACGUGAAGUACAAGAGAUGGGCGCUACUCAGCUGUCGGGGGAAGAGACCCAGCCGCAUAUAUGGACAGGCCAUGGCCCUCAUCAAUGGUUCCCUUUAUGUCUUUGGGGGAACAACUGGCUACAUCUACAGCACAGACCUGCACAAGUUAGAUCUCAAUACCAUGGUGUGGACACAACUCAAACCAAACAACUUGUCCUGUGAUCUGCCGGAGGAAAGGUACAGACAUGAAAUUGCUCAUGAUGGGCAGAGGAUUUACAUCUUGGGAGGAGGGACUUCCUGGACAGCCUAUUCCUUAAACAAGAUCCACGCAUACAACCUUGAAACAAAUGCAUGGGAGGAGAUCGCAACAAAACCUCAUGAAAAAAUAGGUUUUCCUGCAGCCCGAAGAUGUCACAGUUGUGUUCAAAUAAAAAAUGAUGUUUUCAUUUGUGGGGGCUAUAAUGGAGAAGUGAUCCUGGGAGACAUCUGGAAGCUGAAUCUGCAGACUUUUCAGUGGGUGAAGCUCCCUGCUACCAUGCCAGAGCCUGUUUACUUCCACUGUGCAGCUGUCACUCCCGCUGGUUGCAUGUACAUUCACGGAGGAGUCGUGAACAUCCAUGAAAACAAACGGACUGGGUCAUUGUUUAAGAUCUGGCUGGUGGUACCCAGCCUGCUGGAACUGGCAUGGGAGAAGCUGCUCGCGGCCUUCCCCAACCUAGCAAACCUCUCCCGAACACAGCUUCUGCACCUUGGACUAACACAGGAACUCAUCGAGCGCUUGAAAUGAGGAUUUCCGGCCUCUUCAUUGAUACUGGAAAUGUUAAUUUAAAGAGACUCCUUUAUUUAUGGGCAGUGUAGAGUGUGCUACAGAGAGGAUUGGUUCCCCUGAUCAAGGCCUUAUUCAGAAAAUACAUCAGAUGCCUUUCUGUGAAGGUUAAGUCUAUGGACAUCUCACUCUCAUGUGCUUUCUUCUUUGCCCCCCGCCCCAGUGUGCACCCCAUACACGCACCCCUCUCUCUUGACGGAGCCGAGGGAAUAUCUAAAGUACCUUAACGAGGUUAGGAAUCAAGAGAGAGAAAUUGUUUUUUGUUGCUGUUUUUUUUUCAAUUUUAUUUUAUUUUAAAGAAAUUCUAAACAUAUUGAGCAUGUCAGCUUAUACCACAGAUUAAAGCAUUAUCAUCAACAAACACCAAGUUUAAAAAGCCAGCAACCAACAAUGGUCUGGGAGAUAGAACAAGAAGACUGACCUGGAACAUCUUGCAGGUUGUUCUUAAAUUUGGAUGUUGAAUUAGUGUUUCUGUGAUGUGUCUGAGUGGCUGGACUCAGGCAGCAGUGGUUGAUGACUUGGCACAAAGAUAUCUAACCUUGACGAAAGGAGACAGUUCAACAGUAUUUGAUUAGUGAGCCCCUCGACCCUUGUGAUGCCCCAGUGGUUAGCAGCGGCCUGCUGAGAUUUAGCGCUGUCUGUGACUGUCGUGUUCUGUUGUUGUCUUUCAAAUUAAAUGUAUGGCGUCAAGUUCUUUCCAGGCAGUUUUGAACUUCCCCUGCGCUUAUUAAUGGCUUUAAAUAUGUCUUUAGCCCCUUCAUGGGGAAUUGUAGAUUCUAAGUGCGUGGUGUAAAUGUCAAAGGACAGUAGAGUAGAGCAUAGCACCUGCACCCUUCAAACUUUUAGCUUAGCUUCUGCUUGGGGCGAUGGGCUUUGACUAUCAUAGCAGGUAUUUCCUUUUCAGAACUCGUUUCUUUGUAGUCUCUGGACCUUAUUCCUGCAUUUUCUCAGGCAGUUGGUUCUGGAUUCCCUCCUGAGCUUGGUGCCUCUUUUGCUGUCUGCUUCAGUAUACAGGAUGCUGUAAUUGCCUAGUAACUAGAUAAAAGGUCUUAAGGAAGAGGCACAGCUUACCCUUCCUCAAGAAGCAAGUGCCAUUUGAAGACCAUCAGGAGGAAGGAAUGAGACAGGGUCAUUUGCUUUUGUGUGUGUCUAAGAGAUUUUAGUUCUGGUCUGUUUUGUUUCCUUAAAUCUAAGAAGAAAAGAGACUUAAGUUUUACUCAUUUCAUCCUCAGACUGCUAGAAGAGUUGAGGGAGUCACUUGUGUGAGCCUGUGGGUACUCAUAGGUGUAGGCAAUGCUGGAGGCCUGCAGGAGGGCGGACCAGACCUUCCUGCAGGCCCCUUAAGGAGGAGACACAUGCAGGAGAUUUUGAACACAUUUUUCCUUUAAGUGCCUCUUUUUUACCUAGCUUUAACAUUAUUCUUCUUUUUCUUUUAGCCCAGAAGAGAUCUCUGUAGUUUGUGUGGAUUUAAAGUCACUUUGAGUUAAAAUUAAAAAGUUCUGCCCAGUGUGCAGUUCUUGGUAGGUCUUUUGACUUCUCCUUGCAACAGGCCUUAUGCUCCAUCCAUGUGGGUUGUUAUUGGAGCCUUUGCCCACCAUCUGUAAGAAGCACUUAUCUGUGAGUUUGAGUCAUUUCUAAGGAGUAAGGAAAUGGAGCUGCUCUUCUAGGGUUCCCAUCCCCCAAAUCUCGCCAUUCCCUAUUGGUGUGGCUUUGGCUUCUUACCAGCAGAAGUCAGCCUGAGCCACUUUGUGAGUUCAAAACUGUGUGACUCCAGGCCAGAUCUCUGGACCAUGGCAAACUACAUCCCAAGCUAAUAAGCCAUGUUUUCUAGGGUGACAGAAGGGUUUUUGUCAUUGGUUUAUACAGGGACCAAAGACUGAGUGUUCAGCCUCUGCUUUGACUCCUGUGGUCCUUGGAAUACAAGAAGGCCUCUUGUUCUGUUACACAGAAAGUUAGAAAGAGGGGUCCCAUUCAAGCCACACUUGCUGGCUCCUUUUUAAGCCUUUUGUAGGCAGUCUUCUUAGAGAUAGAUGUUAGGCCUGACAUGAACGACCGUGUGUGUCUUCUAAGUACACGUGUGGUCUAGAGUGUCUGGGAAUAGAGCACUAGUGCAAGUGCGGGCAGCUGGGAGUGCUGUGAGCUGCUCAUGUGCACAUGUUCUGGAUGCCAAACUGUAGGUUAGGACUCAGAGGAAGGUGACUGGGUGUCCUCUGAUGGUCACCAGCAUUUUAGUUUCUCUAUAACCAGCACUUACUUGUAUUCCCAACGGCAUCACCUGAGUGGGAAAGGUAACGAUGCCUGCUGCUCCUCUGCCUCUUUUGAGGUAUGCCCCGCCAUCUUCCUGCAGACCCGGAAACGGAAGUGCAAUAUGUAGAAACACGGUCUGCACAGAUUGUGUAGACGCCAUGACUAUAAAGUAGCUACACUACUUUCUGUACCUGUCCUGGGCACGUCAGUUUAUCCCUUUAGAGUAAAAUUAUACCAAGGAUUUUCAGUGUGAUCAUAAACCAACUUCUUGGUAAAGCUGGAUUUUUUCCAAGUCCAUGCUUUCUUAUUCUAGUUCAUAAAAAAAAACUACUGUUCCUUGGUUCGUAAGGGUUGAGAUUUUUUUUCCGUUCCUGUUUGUGCUCUCUCCUAUUUGCCCAGGAAUAAGGAAGUUCACUUGAAAGGGUUGCCCAAGUGAAGAAUUAAAACCUAACACUAGUACAGUUCUUCUACAUGUACAUUAAUUUAUCUGAGAAUAUAAUACCUUAUUAAAUGAUGCUUCCAUCACUAUAAGGUAUUUCCCACUUCACAGAAAAACUGCAAACCAGUAUGUAAUAAUUAAACUUUCCCUGCUUUUCAGGGCAGACAAACCCUUUCCACUGACAGGAGUACUCUUUCAGGGCCUAAUGACUUGAUAUAAAAACUUGCUUUAUAGCAUUCAUGUCUAGCACAGAGCUAGAUUUAAAAACUAUAUAUAUAUAUA
This is a messenger RNA of Arvicola amphibius (Eurasian water vole), 4402 nucleotides long. RefSeq names its product kelch domain containing 10 (gene Klhdc10). The record is from RefSeq and is a predicted model, not a curated record. Bases 76 to 1395 code for a protein of 439 amino acids. The transcript is spliced from 10 exons. Gene Ontology annotation, biological process: positive regulation of stress-activated MAPK cascade. NCBI's taxonomy places the organism in Eukaryota, Metazoa, Chordata, Mammalia, Rodentia, Cricetidae. Gene Ontology annotation, molecular function: protein binding.